Ixodes scapularis (black-legged tick) is the source of this 1107-nucleotide messenger RNA. Its product is annotated as gamma-interferon-inducible lysosomal thiol reductase-like. Bases 1 to 1107 code for a protein of 368 amino acids. The record is from RefSeq and is a predicted model, not a curated record. Lineage: Eukaryota; Metazoa; Arthropoda; Arachnida; Ixodida; Ixodidae. The transcript has a single exon. Gene Ontology annotation, molecular function: oxidoreductase activity, acting on a sulfur group of donors, disulfide as acceptor.
AUGAAGAGACGGUAUGGUCGAUUCGGCAAGUUUACCAUCUUCGUGGGGCUCAUUUUCGUGUGCCAAGGUCCGUUUCCGAUCCGUUGUGUCUACGAUGGUGAUCCCAACAUCAGGGGCCUUCAGUAUAAUCGUACACUCAACGACGGUGUUGAGGAUGACUGGUUCAGCCAGCACCUCCGAAACAAGCUCGGCAAGGACUCUCUCUCCCAUGAAAAGAAAAAGGAGAAUACUAGUAACAAGAACAAAGCGAAUCAUCUAGAUCCUAACUUCAACGUCGACAGACAGAAGAACAAGAGUGGUGGAGGCCACAAGGCAAGUGAGCCAGUCACGGCGGCAAUAACGACAAAAUCACCGAGGAAGGCACCAGGAGGAAGUACCGGUUUGACCACUACCAAAGCAACAAAGCCACCCAAUUCCAAAAAGGACUACCCCAAAACAACCGUUAAGCCUAAAGGACCAGGCAACAAGGGAAAUCGCAAGGUUACCGUCGACAUCAAAAUCAAGAAGGUCGAGUUGGUAGUCAUAUACGAAUCUCUAUGCCCGUAUAGCAGACGCCUCGUCUACAGCCAGUUGCGGCCGACCUACACCCAGCUGGCAUCAUACAUCAAUUUAACCUUGUUACCGUUCGGCAAGGCCCACGUCAGGACCGAACGUGAUGGUGCGGGCCGCAACAUAACCAGGAUCUCCUGCCAGCACGGCGAAAACGAGUGUGUGGGCAACAAGAUCGAGACGUGCGUCCUGAGGGUGGUCAAGCAAACAGUGACUGCAGUUCAGAUAGUCGCUUGCAUGUCCGAAAACUCGUCUCCCCACAGAGCCGGCGAGAACUGUGCUAAGGCCUUCGGCGUCCAAUGGAGCUUGAUCGACACCUGCGUUAAGGAGCACGGCGAGGAGUACGAACUUCAAGUCGCCGCAACGACCUGGAAGUACAAGAGUGACGUGACGCGGGUGCCGCUCGUCGUGAUGGAUGGCGACCAGGGUAACUAUGUCAACUAUCAUGCGCAGAACGACAUGAUAAUCAUAGUGUGUAAUGAGAUAAGAGCUCUUGGUAACAAGGAACCAAAGGUUUGCCACCAUGAACGGCGUCGACGCCGACGGCGCAAACGUUAA